Stomoxys calcitrans (stable fly) is the source of this 2402-nucleotide messenger RNA. It is a transcript of the gene ida, whose product is annotated as anaphase-promoting complex subunit 5. Lineage: Eukaryota; Metazoa; Arthropoda; Insecta; Diptera; Muscidae. The coding region runs from base 104 to 2359 and encodes 751 amino acids. Gene Ontology annotation, molecular function: protein binding. The transcript has 3 exons. Gene Ontology annotation, biological process: anaphase-promoting complex-dependent catabolic process; positive regulation of mitotic metaphase/anaphase transition; protein K11-linked ubiquitination. Gene Ontology annotation, cellular component: anaphase-promoting complex. The record is from RefSeq and is a predicted model, not a curated record.
UAUUUGUUUUUGUUUGUAAUUUAUGCCGGUUUUUAUUGAAUUUUUGUCUAGAAGCACCGUCUAAAUUGUUUAUGUUAAAUUGCAAAAAUUAACACCGCAUAAAAUGCAUUUCGAAGAAUUGGAAGCGCUGGAUCCACGGAAUCCCACAUUGACGCGAAUCGAGAUGCCUACUCCGCAUAAGGUGUCUGUGCUGAUUCUAGUUAAGCAGUAUAUAAAGGCCAAGAAAGCUGCCACGGAUUCUGGUAUUCUAUAUCCCACACAAUAUAGACGCAAUUUUUGCAUGUUACUCUUAAAGUUAAUACAAUAUCCCGACAUGACCUACAACGAUUUGUAUCAACUUCUAUGCUCUCCGAAAUUCAAAAUUGAUCCUUUACAUUUGGAGCGAUUCGAAAAGGUCAUGGGGGAUCUAUUCUCUUUGGGCAUAGAGACUUUGUUUGACUUUGCCGAAAUGGACAACAUUGAAAACAUGUUGGCCGAACAAUUGGGAGUGAGUCAGUUCAGUUUGGUUGGCCUAUACAUACGAAGAGUGGGAGUGAUAUUGGAACGUCUUUCAUUUCCGGAAAUGAUGGCAUUACAUAAAAACAUAUGUUUGUAUUAUGAAAAAGGUGUACGCUCUCUGACAAUUGGCCCACGCAAACCACAUUGCGUGCCCUCUUCCAGCGAAGCUACCGCUAAUAUUACUGAUGAAGAGCAUACCAUGGAGGAAUCCGUUUUGGACACCGACACAGUCCAUCAAGAUCGCAAUCCCCAUAGUAAAUGGUCUCCCAAACAGGCACAACUGUUCGUCAAUCAACAGUGUAAUCUAUUGGAAAAGAAUGAACUACGCGCCUUGUCGCCCAUUGAGAUGCAAACGAAAUUGAAUGAAAUCAUCCAGGAUAAUCCCUUGAAUGCAAAGGCCUACUUUCUGGGCUAUAUGAAUCAAUUGCGUUUACGUGAUGUCUUUGGGGCCUUAGAUGCUUUGCAUAGAUCCUUUGACCGCAGUCCUACCCAUAUGAUGGGGCAAAACGACCAAAAAGGCUUUCAAUACUUUAGCGUGAACUUAGCCAUACUGCAUGCCAGUUUCAAUCACAAAAAAGAGGCCUUAAAUGCCCUCAAGGAAUGCAUGAUGCUGGCGCAGGAGUGUGGCGAUAAACGAUGUCUCGAUUUGGCCAAUUCAUGGUAUUGCCUUUUGAACAGCAGCCGUAUUGGUCCCUUUGAAAAGAGUUUGCCUGACAUUCAAGAUCCCGGCCUCAUACAAAGUCUCUCAUUGGCCAUUGAGUUUGUGGUGGCAUUUGGGGCCAAGUGUGGGUUUUUGCCCUUAGAUCUCUUCGAAUUGCUGCUAAAAAGUGAUGAAUUGAAUAAUAAAAAUACCCUAUUAGAACAUAUUUCCGAUUCGUUAGCUUUACGCACCACACUGUGGGUCCUAUAUGGACGCUAUGAAAUGUCUGCCCUGUACUCACAAUUGCUGCUGAAUCUCAAGAAGACAUGGGUAUUUGGAGAUGUCAGCAACUCGGAAAGCGUCAGCAAGGUGUUGGCCAAUCUAUCAUUGUGGUUUAACACUCAAGGGGAACAUCAGCUUAGUGCCGUACUACAACAUCAUGCACGCACCAGAUUUCCUCGUUAUCCAUUUGCUGCCGAUUGGAUGACCAGUGAAUGUCAUAUUGCUAUACAACAAUGCAUUUAUCGUGGGCGUUGGCAGGAAGCUUUGCGUUGGUGUUGUCAACUCUAUUUGCUGGACAAACAUGAUGGCAAUAUACAAAGGGCAGCUGUAUAUAUAGCAAAAAGCUAUAACAACGCAGCUCGCAGAAUCUUACAGAACUUGCUGCAAGAAAACGAUUUGGAUACUUUGAGACAGGUGCGUGUGCUAAUGCUGUUGGCCUAUAACAGCCUAUCGGAUAAGUGCAUAUCAUCGGAAACCAUAGAUCUGCUAAUGCAAGCCUCGGUGAUUGCUGAAGGGGCUUACCUGCAGUAUGAACAUGCCAUGAUAGAUACCAUUUUGGCCCAAGUCCUUUUGCAAAUGGGUUUGCAUCAGAAGGCCUUGCAAGCUUUGCGAAAUUCCAUUGAUACAAUUUAUACAAAUGGUGGCAUUUAUGAUCGAGCGAAAACUGAUUUUAUUUUCACCCGCUGUUUGGUAGCUGCUGGUCGAGAUCGUGAACAACAACACAAACGUUUAUUGAAAUCUUUGCCUGUGCUGGAAAGAGCUAUUGAGGCAUUUCGCAAGCUGGAAGCCCAUGCCAAGGUGUUGGACGUAUUUGCUUACAUAUCGAAGACAUUUAACGCUUUUGGUUUUGUGGCUGAAAGAAAUAAGUAUGCCUGUAAGUUUAAACAGUAUUAUACAGAUAAUCCAGUGCCGAGAGAAUAUUUGGGCAUGGCUUAUUAAUGUUGGUUAAAAAAAAAAUAUUUAGAGGCAGAUUUUCGGUAGU